Messenger RNA from Pyrenophora tritici-repentis Pt-1C-BFP, 153 nucleotides. The record is from RefSeq and is a predicted model, not a curated record. NCBI's taxonomy places the organism in Eukaryota, Fungi, Ascomycota, Dothideomycetes, Pleosporales, Pleosporaceae.
AUGAGGUGCAAGGGGGGGGGGUGGCAGGUGGCAGGCGUGAGACAUUGGGGCGCGCCCGCUGCUGCGAUCGACGCCGCGUUACGGAUAUGGCUGAGCAAUGCGACGCUGUUCCUGUUCGUCGAGUGGAGAAAUCCGUCGAUAUACUUUGUUUGA